CUUUCAUGGCUGUCUCUUCUGACAGUUUGAAACUGAUAAACUGUCAGGUUACCCAGCUAUGUAGGAAUAUAAACAAAAAAAAAAAAGAAGACUCAAGUAUCUUUUGCCAUAAAAACAGAAAACUCAAGCCAGUCUUCCGUGAUGUAACCAUGAUACCUCAUGAAAAACAAACAAACCAUUUGUUAAACAAAAGGAAAUCUUGUCAACAUGAUCUUUCCAUCACUGACCCUCCUUUCUGAAGAAUCAUGUGACUUCUUGCACAGGUGUCAUUAUUAAAAGCAUCCGCAUCUGUUUAGGGACACUGCACAUCACCACUCGCAGAGAUAUAACAUUUACGAGGAACACUGCUGAUCAGAGAAAUGGCUCUAAGAGUGGACAGCUGUGCGGUGCUGCUGGUUGUGAUGUCUGGCUGUAUCCUGGUCCAAAUUCAGGAUGUCAGUCCUACGACAAAUGGUACCACUUCAUUUAACUACACCAACAGCACAAGCCAAAACAUGAAUGGUAAUAAUACAUUCGGCUUCACCGGUCCCACAUCAGUCAACUCCAAGAAUGGCACUUAUCAGAAUGCGAACGGCACUAACCAGAACCAGAACGGCGCUAACCAGAACCAGAACGGCGCUAACCAGAACCCGAACGGUGCUAACCAGAACAGCGCCAACACUUCCUCCAGCUUCAACAACAGCAGUACAAACCAGAAUGCUAAAGAUGCAACAGUCAGCACCUCUGUUAGCAGUUCUUCCUCCAUGACUAGCUGCUUCAAACUUCUUCUGCCUGUGUUCACGGCUCUGUGCUUUCUACACAUGAUACAGUGACCAUCAAUCUCCCUUGUGCUUUGAAGGUAGACAAUCAUGUAUGAUUCUUCAGAGACUUAAUAGAGUGUUUCUGAAAUGCUACAACACUUUUGUAGAUGUUGUGCCGCUUGUAACAAACAGCUUUUUGCUUAACAUUAUAUUUCAAAUAUGAAAAACAUUGUUACCAUUCACAACCAUUAUUUAGCAGGCAGUCAGGGUAUUCUCAAUUUAUUGCUAUAAAAUGCUGUAAUAUCUUCAUAGAUUUCCGUUUGUUGAUUAAAUCAUCUGUUAUUGGUUAACUGGUUGUUCUCAGAUGCAAUAAAACUUUGAA
Megalobrama amblycephala (Wuchang bream) is the source of this 1122-nucleotide messenger RNA. RefSeq names its product AAC-rich mRNA clone AAC11 protein-like. The coding region runs from base 360 to 812 and encodes 150 amino acids. The transcript is spliced from 2 exons. NCBI's taxonomy places the organism in Eukaryota, Metazoa, Chordata, Actinopteri, Cypriniformes, Xenocyprididae. The record is from RefSeq and is a predicted model, not a curated record.